Messenger RNA from Daphnia magna, 711 nucleotides. RefSeq lists its product as uncharacterized. The record is from RefSeq and is a predicted model, not a curated record. The coding region runs from base 1 to 711 and encodes 236 amino acids. NCBI's taxonomy places the organism in Eukaryota, Metazoa, Arthropoda, Branchiopoda, Diplostraca, Daphniidae. The transcript has 4 exons.
AUGGGGACUUAUAUUCGAAAAACAAGCCAUGCUUCAGCAUCUCCUGACCUUAUUCGAAGGGCCAUUAAUUUGGUCUUUUCAUCUGCGCAUGAGAAUGACUUGGAAGAAUACCUUCACCAAUCAGCUGAUAUCUACUUUGGGCUCUCUCCGAAGGAAGUCAGAAAGAUGGCCUGGCUUUAUGCCACCAUGCGGAAGCUAAAUUUUCCUGAAACGUUGAAUACCAAUAAAGAGGCUGGAGUGGAUUGGUUCAGUGGGUUCCUCAAGCGAUACCCAAUUCUCUCCAUUAGGAAACCUGAAGCAACUUCCCUGGCACGGACAUCUGCUUUUAACCAACAUAAUGUGGAUCUAGCAAAUUUUGACAACAUUGACAUUGAUGAAGCCCAAAUUGUCUCAGAAGCAGUGCCAUCUCCCCCAGUUCCGCGACAAAAAUCUCCUCUGCAAGAAUUGCUGCCACUACCCAAAGCUGGACCAAGAAAGCAAACCAAAAACAACGGCCGUCGUAAAAGAACAACCGCUAUUUUGACCAACACUCCGGUUAAAGCAGUCAUCGAAGCAGAGAAGAUGGCUGUAAAGAGCAAAGCUGCUAGAAAGAUGUUUCCGGAUCAAGCUGGUUCCUCCAAAAAGAAGCGGAUGCCGAAAAAAGCAAUUGGAGCAACUUGCCCCGUUGGCAUAGGCAACCUGCCCCCGGGAUGGGGUGUGGGACGCUUCUAA